AGAUUACUCCGAUAAUUUAAAAUGAAUGUUUUGUUUCCCAACACUGGUCUGCCAACCUUUAUUUAAAAAUAAGCUCUAAGCCUUUCACACAUUGUGAAUCCUGAGGGAUGCUUGUGUGCAUUUCCUGCGGGAUAACGGCAUCACAGCUUAAUGGUGUGGAACGGCGCACACCGGAGUGUACACUUUAGAGUCAGGAGGGAAGGAGAGAGGAAACACAGACAUGAGGGUAGAGAAGCUUUAUAUAGUCUCAUUACUGCUUAUCCUUCAGAGUAGUAGAGCAUCCACUGGCUGUCUCAGGUGAGUCUGACACUUCAGAUGACCUUUAACCUAUUAUAAUGUGCUUCUGUGAGUUUACUGGAUUGGCCUCUGCCUUUACAUGCUACUAACUAUAUGCUACAUUUCUACUUGAUACCAACUACUCAGGCUGUGCUAUGGUGAUGUAGAAUUUCAUUAGUGAAAUAUAUGGUAACAUGGAUAUCAUGUAGUCUUCAUAGCUUUCUCAUAGCUGUAUUUACGUUUUUUCCAGAAAUCAGAUCAACAGAACUUUUACCUUUUCUAUAUUUGAAAAUAACUUCCAUUCAUGAUGUUCUUUAUUCUGAUCACAGAUAAAGAAUGUAAUGAUGAUGCAUUUCCUGUCCGGGAAGACUGUGAAGUUGACACAGUGUGUGGAGAAGCUGUAUGUCAUCACAACCAGUAUGUCACCUGCCAUGUCAACCGCUGUGGCACCUGUGAACCUGUGUUCCGAGGCUAUGACAACAUCACUGUCAACUGCACCCAGUUGACUCCCAAGUGUCGUCUAAUACACCUGGAGAUGUUGAGCAAGCACAGGACAGGAACCAUGUUAACUGAGGGGAGUUUAGGGACAAAGUACCAUCCAAACUGUGAUGGAGCUGGUAUGUUCAGACCUAAACAGUGCAGAGAGGAGGAGGACACCAAACUAUGCUGGUGUGUUAACAAGGCUGGAGUCCCAGUCUCUGACAAGACACAUGACCCCCUCAAAUGUGACAGGCUGGUCACAGUCCAUGUAAUUGAUAUUCAAUUCACAUUUAAAGUGGCGUUCACACCUGUUGCAAAAACCAUCGAUGAGAUACGAAGGCAGUUGGUAUUAAAGCUGGACAGGGAAUAUACGCUGGAUAAAACACAGAUCUUAGACAUAACUGUGCGGGAACUAUACCAAGUAGUGUCCAUCCGCCUGACUGACAACAGGACAGACAAAGAGCCAGUGGACAUAGCAACUGUGGCCUACUACAUUGAGAGAGAUGUGAGACAUUUUUUGAAAAGCAACAAGUUUGGGUUUGAGGUGGACGGCCGGAGACUAGAGGUGGCGAGGGACUCCGUCAAGGUCCUAUUCUUUCACUAUGACCACCCACACAUGGACAUGAUGACCAUCAAUCCAGGCUUUGCUGCCCUCAUCCUCAUCAUUGCUCUGGCCAUUAUCAUUGGUGUUUCUGUGUCUGUGAGUAAGAGCAAAACUAAUUGUACAAUACCACUGCCAUCCUCACAUCACAACUUCUCUCUCUCUUUGUCCAUCACUAUUGUCAGGUGGUGGUACAAAGGAAAGCUCUGCUGGAGAGGAGAUUCCAGUUUGAAGUCAUUGAGGUAUAGUCUGAUACAGCAAAUCGCUGCAUUAAUCUGAACUCUUAAUGUAUUGUCCUGGGUUUUACUCUCCCUUUUUAAAUGCAGGUUCAAGGGCAGGACAACCACCUGGAACAGCAAGAAGCUACCAUGACCUACUUUGUUAUGUGACAUACUUUAAUAUCUUUGUUGGUUAUAGUAGAUUUGUUUGUUUUUUAGUUGUCACUCAGUUCAUUUAUAUGCAAAGUUGUUGUCCAAUUAUCUCUUUCCCUGACUGAAACAAUAGUCAGCUGCACAUUAUGGAAAUAUUGUAAUUGGUUGAUUUCUUAACAUGGAUUCUAACCUGUUGCUUUAAUUAAAUAUUAAACAAGAAUUGACCAUGGUUGGAAAGAAAAAAAUCAAUAUGUACUUUAUUUGAAAUAAAAAUCUGAAUUGU
Molecule: messenger RNA, 2011 nt
Organism: Salvelinus sp. IW2-2015
Lineage: Eukaryota; Metazoa; Chordata; Actinopteri; Salmoniformes; Salmonidae
Source: RefSeq, a predicted model, not a curated record